This is a messenger RNA of Oryzias melastigma (Indian medaka), 4622 nucleotides long. It is a transcript of the gene pde6c, whose product is annotated as phosphodiesterase 6C, cGMP-specific, cone, alpha prime. The transcript has 22 exons. Gene Ontology annotation, biological process: signal transduction; visual perception. The record is from RefSeq and is a predicted model, not a curated record. NCBI's taxonomy places the organism in Eukaryota, Metazoa, Chordata, Actinopteri, Beloniformes, Adrianichthyidae. Gene Ontology annotation, molecular function: 3',5'-cyclic-nucleotide phosphodiesterase activity; protein binding. The coding region runs from base 693 to 3254 and encodes 853 amino acids.
UGUCGUGGUUUCUGUGAGGAACCGAACGAGUCACGUGACUAAGAAAAAAUACGCAAAUACGUGAAACCGCGAAUAAAGAAAUGCAAAUAUGAAGAGAAAUAUAUACUAUUUUUAUAUAUACGAUUUAUUCGAUAGAGAUGUAUGAUUUUCAAAAGACAUAGGGAGCAUCAAAACUAUAAGAGAAAUCAUAUAUGUUAUUAGAAUGAGCAGAAAGGGGUGUAAAGAAAGAUAAGAUUUUUCCACAUUUUUUUUUAAAUUUGACAACCUUUAAGAAUUGUCAUGUUCCUCCAGGGAUCCUUCUGAGGAACUAUUAUUUAAAACCUCUAAAAAAGUAUUUUCUUCUUUUCUUCUAUAAAUGACAUUUCUCCACUCUACCAUCAUCUCCCUGAGCGAGGCAGAGAUUGCAACAAGACAAAUAAUGAGCGCUGGGAUUUGGGAGUUAAGGGCGCUUAAAGCAGGGGUUUAAACGCAAUGACGUCAGGUUAAUUAGAGGCCAGUUUGAUCCCUUCAGCCUCUAAGCCCAACUUUGCUCUGUUCUGUCUGUGGGUGAGGAGGAUGCUGGUCCGUUCAGAGGGAUGCUGCUGACCAAACGGACCUGAGGACCAGAAAACACAGAAAAAACAUUUGCGGUUUCAACGUUCCCUUACUGGUAAUGCUUUGGUGAGAAAGAAAAGAGCGGGAAACAAUUCAACAUGGCAGACAAGGAUAGCGUGGAGAAGUACCUGGACAACAACCCGCAGGUCGCCAAAGACUAUUUCGAUAAGAAGAUUCGCGCCGAAGCUCUGACCGCCGCUUUCGCUCAGACUGUGGAUGUCAAAGACACUGCUUCUUUCAAGGAUGUUAACGCCAUACAAGAGGCCGCCAUCAUCUUUGAGCUGAUUCAAGAGAUGCAGAAGGUGGAUAACAUGGAGAAGAGCCUUCACAAAGUGCUGCAGAGAGUCGUCUUGAUCCUGCAGGCCGACCGGGUCGGCUUCUUCCAGUGUCGCUCGAGAAACGGAAUACCGGAGCUCUCCAGCAGUCUGUUUGACGUGACCCCAACGUCCAAAUUCGAGAGUAAUUUGGUCAACCCGCAGGCGGAAAUCGUCUUCCCCUUAGACAUGGGAAUAGUCGGGCAUACGGCAAACUCCAAAAAGCCACAGAAUGUCCCUGAUGUGUCAAAGAAUCCAAAGUUCAGUGACUUUGUGGACAAACAGACCGGAUACAAGACCAAGUGUAUGCUCACCUUCCCCCUCAUGGCUGACAAAGAGUGUCUUGGAGUUGUCAUGGUGCUUAACAAAAUAGGAGCUGAUGCUUUCUCCGCAGAGGAUGAGAAGCUCUUCCACAAGUACAUGACGUUUGCUCAAGUCAUCACCCUGCAGCAUUACACGGCUUACAUGUUCAACGUGGAGUCCAGGAGGAGUCAGGUGCUGCUCUGGUCGGCCAGCAAGGUUUUUGAAGAGUUGACCGACAUCGAGCGACAGUUCCACAAAGCUCUCUACACUGUGAGGACCUAUCUACAAUGCGAGCGCUACUCUGUGGGUCUGCUGGACAUGACCAAAGAGAAGGAGUUCUAUGAUGAGUGGCCUGUGAAACUGGGAGACGUGGAGCCCUACAAGGGACCAAAAACGCCGGACGGCAGGGAAGUUAUCUUUUACAAGAUCAUUGACUACCUCUUAGAAGGCAAAGAAGAAAUCAAAGUCAUACCUGGUCCCCCUGCAGAUCACUGGGCUCUGGUUAGCGGACUACCAACCUAUGUCGCUGAGAACGGCUUUAUCUGCAACAUGAUGAACGUGGCGGCAGACGACUAUUUCACCUUCCAGAAAGAGGCGGUGGACGAGACGGGCUUCGUCAUCAAAAAUGUUCUGUCUCUGCCGAUCGUCAACAAGAAGGAAGAAAUAGUCGGGAUUGCCACUUUCUUCAAUAGGAAAGAUGGCAAACCUUUUGAUGAACACGAUGAGCAAAUCACUGAGGCCCUGACACAGUUCCUGGGAUGGUCGGUACUAAACUGCGACACCUACGAUAGACUCAACCGCAUGGAGUGGCGGAAAGACAUCGCCCAGGAAAUGCUCAUGUACCAAACUAAGUGCACCCCAGACGAGCUUCAGUCCAUUCUGAACACCAAGGAGAAGUUUGACGCAGAGCCCGAAGACUGCGACCAAAAGGAGAUGUACAAACUACUGAAAUCCAACAUCCCCAAAGCAGACAACGUAGACGGGGAGAAUCUGUACUCGUUUGCCUUCAGCGAUUUCCCCGUAUCGGAGUUCGGCCUCAUCAAGGCGGGCAUCCGCAUGUUCUUUGAGCUCGGAGUUGUCGAGAAGUUUAAAGUUCCCGCAGAGACGCUGGUGAGGUGGAUGUACACGGUGAGGAAGGGCUACCGUGCCAUCACCUACCACAACUGGAGGCAUGGCUUCAAUGUGGGUCAUACCAUGUUCUGCCUCCUGCAGACCGGGAAACUGAGGAAGUACUACUCGGAUUUAGAUGCUUUUGCCAUGGUGGCUGCUGCUUUCUGCCACGAUAUCGACCACAGAGGAACCAACAACCUCUACCAGACAAAGAGUGCGUCUCCUCUGGCCAAACUUCACGGCUCCUCCAUCAUGGAGAGGCAUCACUUGGAGUACAGCAAAACGCUGAUGGGAGAAGAGUACUUGAACAUCUUCUGUAACCUCCAAAAGCGUCAGUUCGAGACCGUGCAGCACUUGUUUGACGUCUGCAUCAUUGCCACAGACCUGGCGCUUUACUUCAAAAAGAGAACCAUGUUCCAAAAUAUCGUGAACGCCACAGAGCCGAUGACGGAUGAAAAAGAGGCCACGGCUUUCGUUUCCAACAACCCCAUCAGGAAGGAAAUCGUCAUGGCCAUGAUGAUGACAGGAUGUGACUUGUCAGCCAUCACCAAACCUUGGGAGGUGCAGAGCAAGGUGGCUCUCAUGGUUGCUGCUGAGUUCUGGGAACAGGGGGAUUUGGAGCGAAGUGUUUUGGACCAGCAGCCAAUUCCCAUGAUGGACAGAAACUGUGCUGAACAGCUUCCCAAGAUGCAAUGCGGCUUCAUCGACUUUGUGUGCUCCUUUGUGUACAAGGAGUUCUCCAGGUUCCACAAAGAGAUCCAGCCCAUGUUUGAUGGUCUGAACAACAACAGGGCACACUGGAACGAGCUGGCGGAGGUAUACAACGCAAAGAUGAAGGCUAUCGAGGAUGAGAAAAAGAGACUAGAAGAGGAGGAAGCCAAGAAAGCUGGUGGAGGCGAAGUUGGGAAAUCAAAGACCUGCACAAUCUGUUAGGACCUUCUAGAUCCGGACCGACGCCAUCUGUUAGGACCGAUCUAGACAAAAAAGCUAGUCUUUUCCUGUCUAUCCUCUCUAUUGUUUUGGACAUUUCACCACCGUAGGUCUCUCCCCCUCCGCCGCUUUUUGUGUGCACGUCUGGUCUGCAGUGCGGUCCGGAUGGCAUCUUCAGGGAGGACGGUCAAACAGAAACGGACGGGACUCGGACCGUAGAGAGGAUGAUGACUCCAAAGAUGGGAUGCGUUUGAAGUUUCUGUGAUCGUCCAGAACUACAGCCACUAGAAACAAACGUUUAGUUUACUCAAAAUGAUCAGACAAAAGAGUGAAAUGGACAGACAGAAUCUUUAGCAUCUGUAUGUGAAGAUUUGAACAAAAGGACAGCAACCACAUUAUUACUUCUGUUCUUAUCGUGAUUUGGCUCAAUUACUGAAGUUUUAGGCUUUUUUUUUUUUUUUUGAGUGAUGCAAUAUUAAUCUCUACUGCACUGAAAAGGAAACGCUGUAUGGAAAGUAUGGGAAAACUCACCUUUUUCCAAGAACCGGCAAACUUCUGUUAUCUUUAAUGUGCAAUUCAUCUACUUAUUUAUCUCUUUUUUGAGUUUUGUAUUCAUGCGUGAGGAAGUGGGGACGAGCUUGUACAGCAGUCAGGCGUGGAAACUGAAUUUGUGAAUGGUGGGGAGCUUACAAAGUGUUUAGAUCGAGUCGAAAAUGACUCGACUCACGUGUUUAGUUCGCCAUGUAAAGGUUUAAACUUUUCCCUCCUUUCGGACAACUUUCGCUCCUCGUUGGUCGGGGCAGCAGCUCAGCAGAUCUGCCUCCUCUGUAAGAAGCUUUGAUGGGAUUUGAUUGGCAGCCAGUGUUUUAGAUCCACACAGCUUUAGACUUUAAAUACCCUUCUUACAGAGGAGGCGACUGAGGCUAGAAAGGCCUCGUCGUGCGAAGACAGUCCGUUGUAAGAUGCUGCUGUUGCUUGAUUGAUUCACACAAAGGGUUUGGGCAAAGUUCUCUGCCUUUUUGCACUGAUCAACUCACUGUAAAUCAAUGUUCCUUGAAGCAAAAGCCGUCUGAGCUCGCGGUGUCGUGGCUCUUCCUCUUACGCAACGUCGUCUCCUCUAAUCAAUGAGGCAUCAAUCAGAGGCGUUAAAUCCUAUCAGCAGGGCUUUUGAUUCUGUAAAAAACAGUCCCUACUGAAAUAGCUAUUUUUUUGGUGAACUUUAUUGAUGUUGACGGAAUUUAAAGACUUUUGAUGCUUAAAGUAUACUUUCCAAUGUUACAAUAGAAAUCUUUGUUGUAUGCAAUGACCUCAACUGCAUGUAUAAGUCAUGUAAUAUGUGUAAACAAAUAUAGGAAAUCAUGGAGGAGUAAA